GGACGGUCAGAAAAAGUAGAGCGUGUUUUCCGGUGCAAGGACGAAUAAGCAAAAGCUGAUUCCAUGCCAGGUGGAAGAUUUACACCCGUCCGAUCACCAUGCAACGGCCACGAUGAAUUCCUAGUUGAUGAGAUUUUAUUGCUCUCAACUGCAAGAGAACUGUAGAAAAGAAAUGGAAACAAAAAUAAAUAUUAAUGUGAGAAAGAGAGAGUGAAUUAGUGUGUGUGAGAGAAUCAAAAAAAUAAAAUUUAAGAGAGAGACAAGAAAGAUGGUACUGUUGAUAGUCUUAAAUUGAGGAAGAGGUAGCAGCAGUGGCCAUGGCGGCGUUGCAGAGUCUGUGACUUUAAUGCACCAUAAAAGUAGAGAAGUGCAACCAUUUUUUUUUCUCCUCUUUCGAUUUCCUGAAAAACAAAAGAAAUUGUCCUGAAAAGCUGCUAGAGCACUUAAUAUAACCCCAAAAAAACUUCUAAUCAAAUAAUAGCCCAUAGAUGAUCAAUAUCAUAGCCAUUUACUAGGCUUGAGAGGUUUGUUUUUGUUUUUUUGGCUAUGGAUAUAGAGUUAAAAUUGACGACAGACACAUCAGCAGAAAAAUGUCUGGUUUUUUCACACUAGGUGGUGGUGGUGGAGGUGGAGAAAAUAAGAGCCAACAUAACCAACAACAACAACAAGAGCAAGAUCAAUUAGCUACGAAUAGCUUUCUCCUUUUCAAGGACGACGAGAUCUACAACAAGGGUUUUGAGUUAUGGCAACAGUACUAUCAGUUGCAUCAACAACGAGCACAGCCUCAUCAACAACAACAAGAUGUGGAUUUCUCAGUUGGUGUGGGGCCCAGUUGUAACAGAAGAAUCAUCAGUACUGGUAGCAGUAGUAGUAGUGGUGGUAACAAUAACAUUGUCGGUGGUACUGAUGAUCAUCAUCAUAAUAUCAAUAAUAAUUAUAAUAUUAAUUCUUCUUCUUAUAGAUCAUCAUCAGGGUUUCGGGUUAUGCGUCCGAGUAGUACUGGUAGUGGUGGUGGAGCUGGUGGAGGAAUUAACUGUCAAGAUUGUGGAAAUCAAGCUAAAAAAGACUGUUCACAUAUGAGGUGCCGGACUUGCUGUAAGAGCAGGGGAUUUCAAUGUCAUACACACGUUAAAAGUACUUGGGUGCCUGCUGCUAAAAGACGUGAACGACUACAACAACUUACUGCUCUUCAACAGCAACAACAAAAUCAGCAAUCACAAAAUCAGCAACAAACUCAACUUCUUAGCUUGAGAGCUGAUCAUCACUCUAAUAUUCCUAAAAGGCCAAGAGAAAACCCAUCCUCUUCCUCUCUUGCUUGUACUCGUAUACCCAACAUCUCUUCAGGGUUAGAGUUAGGUGGGCACUUUCCAUCAGAAGUGAGUUCUCAAGCUGUUUUUCGUUGCGUAAAAGUGAGUGCAAUCGACGAUGCUGAUGAUCAAUACGCUUAUCAUACGGCUGUUAAUAUUGGUGGUCAUUUAUUCAAAGGAAUUCUGUAUGAUCAAGGGCCAGAGGGUCGAUAUAGUGGUGGUGGAGAGAGUUCAUCUGGUAGUGGCGCCGCUCAACAACCGCUGAAUUUUAUAACCGGCGCCACCACAUCCGCCACAGCAGCCGCCACCACGAAUCACCAACACCAACCAGCAGUUACAAUGUAUGAUCCUUCGGUGUAUCCAACUCCUAUUACUGCUUUCCUGGCCGGUACGCAAUUCUUUCCACCUCCAAGGCCUUAAGCGGAGGCGAUGUCUGAAUUUAAAUAUGAAAAUCCAGACGUUUUGGCUUUAGGGAAGGAUUAGAGAGAUCCUUAAAAUAAUCUCAUUCUUGAUUUUGCUUAACUUCAUUGACAUCCAUUUAGGUAAUGGGAAGGAGAAACAAAUGUUCUAGCAUUUCUCCAUGAAUUUAGACAUUGGUUUUCUGAUAGGAUGUUAGUUUAAUAUUUGGAAUUUCAAGUAUGACUCUUAUUUUGUUAGUAUUAAUAUAUGAAUGGUCUGAUCUAUAAGCUCUUUUUUAUUGUGAUUUUGCUAGAAGAAAUU
Solanum dulcamara is the source of this 2027-nucleotide messenger RNA. RefSeq names its product protein EXPRESSION OF TERPENOIDS 1-like. Lineage: Eukaryota; Viridiplantae; Streptophyta; Magnoliopsida; Solanales; Solanaceae. The record is from RefSeq and is a predicted model, not a curated record. Gene Ontology annotation, molecular function: DNA binding; DNA-binding transcription factor activity. Gene Ontology annotation, cellular component: nucleus. Gene Ontology annotation, biological process: positive regulation of DNA-templated transcription. The transcript has 2 exons. The coding region runs from base 591 to 1727 and encodes 378 amino acids.